AUUUGUUAAUACAAAUUUCAGUGGCAAACGAGUAAACAACAUGGAAUGGUGCGUUCUGCUGUGCUCAUUCCUUCUCCUGGGAUUUGUGCCCAUACAAGCGGACGUGGACCAAAGCACGCUGGCGGCUCUGCAGAUUCACAAAAAUCUGAAUAGAUCACAAGAGGCCUGCACGAAUUUCUGGAACUAUGCCUGCGGGAAUUAUUCAGCUGCCGACGGCGCCAAGUAUGUGGAUAACUUUGAGCUGGUGGAGGAUCUGUACGCCCAGGCCAUGGUGGAGUUCAUGGAGGGUGACCUGGAGCUUGUGGACAGUGAUGUGCAGUUGAAUGAAGGACCAGCGCUGCGUUUGUUGGCCCAAAUGCGAGCCUAUUACAAUGCCUGUACCAAUGAUUCCCAAACCGAUUGGCCAGAGGAAGAUUUUCGUUUGCUGGAGUCCAAUGACUGGGCGCUCGAAACUGCCAAGUUCCGCAGGCAUGGAUUGAAUGCGGUUUUCUUUGACGAGCGCGUAGAUGUGGCCUACAACGAUUCGCUGCGUUCGGUUGUGCAGCUCAAGAUGCCAGAUCCCAGCAGCAGCUACAGCGAGCGGUGUGCCCNGCCCAUACAAGCGGACGUGGACCAAAGCACGCUGGCGGCUCUGCAGAUUCACAAAAAUCUGAAUAGAUCACAAGAGGCCUGCACGAAUUUCUGGAACUAUGCCUGCGGGAAUUAUUCAGCUGCCGACGGCGCCAAGUAUGUGGAUAACUUUGAGCUGGUGGAGGAUCUGUACGCCCAGGCCAUGGUGGAGUUCAUGGAGGGUGACCUGGAGCUUGUGGACAGUGAUGUGCAGUUGAAUGAAGGACCAGCGCUGCGUUUGUUGGCCCAAAUGCGAGCUUAUUACAAUGCCUGUACCAAUGAUUCCCAAACCGAUUGGCCAGAGGAAGAUUUUCGUUUGCUGGAGUCCAAUGACUGGGCGCUCGAAACUGCCAAGUUCCGCAGGCAUGGAUUGAAUGCGGUUUUCUUUGACGAGCGCGUAGAUGUGGCCUACAACGAUUCGCUGCGUUCGGUUGUGCAGCUCAAGAUGCCAGAUCCCAGCAGCAGCUACAGCGAGCGGUGUGCCCUGCAGCUCCUUAAACUCAAUCACUCUGGCAGCGAGGCAGAAGUCUCCAGGCUGGUGGAUCAGCUGCGUCAACUGGAAGCAAAGCACCGCCAAGAGGAGCCUCUGGUGCAGUCCUGGACACUGGCGGAUCUUGAGCAGAAAAUACCACAAAUCAACUGGCAGGCGUACUUCCACGAGCUGCUUUCGGGUCAUCUGAACGGCGUGCUUUUCGAGGUCAGCGAUGUGGAUUACUUGCGUGAGCUUGGCCAGCAGUUGGGAAAUACCAAUAGAAGCACCAUUAAUCUCUAUCUGCGUCUGCGUCUCACCGUUCUGCUGAAGCAGACGGGGCCCGCCAGGCGCAGUCCCAAUACAUGCAUUCACCACAUGCGAGCCCUGCUGCCCUUGGGCAUGAACUACCUGUACAAUCGUUAUGUGUACAAGAACAGGAACCUGGUGGACAACAUUCAGCUGCUGGAGAUCUUCGAAAGCCUGAAGGGUAUGUUUGGCAAAUACCUGGAAGCCAAUCGCCUGCAGCUAAGCCCAGCCCAACUGUCGUACGUGAGGGAGAAGCUGUCGACCAUGAAGCUGAAAGUGGGAAAUCUGCCAGAGGAGACGUCACCUGCAUUCUAUGACAGCCACUAUGAAAGUGCCAAUUUCUCGGACUCUCAUCAUCUGAGCAAUGUCCUCGAGGCGCUGAGUUUGCGCACCCGACUCCAGCACGAUGUGCUCCGGCUGCCACACUCCCGAUUGGAUCUGCGCCGCUACUAUGUCAACGAUGAUGUGGUCAAGGCUCGUACCUCGCCCUUCUACGAGAACGAGCGGAACACGAUUACGGUGCCCUUGAUCUUUCUGCAUUUUCCCCUCUUCGAUCACCGCCAGCACUCCAUUUUCCAGUACAGCUUGAUGGGAGGUGUCCUGGCCCACGAGCUGAGCCACGCCUUUGAACACGAGGGCAUCCUCUUCGAUGCCGAUGGCAAUGAGUCGCCAGUGGGAUUGCAGAUUCGGGACACAAAAGCCUUCCAGAAUGCCAUCAAGUGUGCGGCCCAGACGCCCGCAGUGUCGCUGAAGGAGCGCUUGGCCGAUCUCAAUGGCCUCCAGCUAGCCUACGAUACCUUUUUCGGAUUGGAUCACAACUCCCAGCUCUACACAUAUCGUCCCUAUGCAUUUGAGAGCGAAUUCCAAGCACCGCAGCUGUUCCACCUUAGCUACGCGCAGUUCUUCUGCGGUAUCCUGCCGCCGGUGCUCGGUCAUGACAGGGACGAUGUGCGUGUCAAUGUGAACGUUGCAAAUUUACGUCAAUUCUCAUUGGAUUUUAAGUGUCCCCCGCCAGCAGUGCAGUCGCCUCCUGUGUGUGAAUUGUGGCGCCCGACAGCAUCAUCUAUUUUGGUUUCAGCUUAAGUACUCAAAUCAAUAAAAAGUAACACAUUGUCCAUGUUGAUCGACUGCUUGAUGCCAUGUAA
This is a messenger RNA of Drosophila guanche, 2532 nucleotides long. Its product is annotated as phosphate-regulating neutral endopeptidase PHEX. Gene Ontology annotation, cellular component: plasma membrane. Lineage: Eukaryota; Metazoa; Arthropoda; Insecta; Diptera; Drosophilidae. Gene Ontology annotation, biological process: protein processing. Gene Ontology annotation, molecular function: metalloendopeptidase activity. The transcript is spliced from 2 exons. Bases 41 to 2470 code for a protein of 809 amino acids. The record is from RefSeq and is a predicted model, not a curated record.